Molecule: messenger RNA, 999 nt
Organism: Angiostrongylus costaricensis
Lineage: Eukaryota; Metazoa; Nematoda; Chromadorea; Rhabditida; Metastrongylidae
Source: the annotation of a GenBank genome assembly
AUGGUACACGUGGACACUCGGGAGCACGAAUUCACUAGUGUUUCGGACGAGUAUCGUUCCAUAUCACUGUCCGCUUUACAUCGUGUGACGACAAUAGGUGUAGGCGGCUUUGGCCGCGUUGAGCUGGUGAAGGCAAACGGGAAAGUGUUUGCACUGAAGGUGAUGAACAAGAAGCACAUUGUAGACUUGAAGCAGGAAACGCAUGUGAUAUCGGAGAGAAAUAUCUUGUUAUCGGCCGACUCGCCGUUUAUAGUAAGGCUGUACAAGACGUUCAAAGACGCGGAGAAGCUUUAUAUGCUUAUGGAGCUAUGUCUUGGUGGUGAUGUGUGGACGGCAGUGAAGAGGAGAGGACGGUUUAAUGACGAAUCGGCAAGAUUUUAUUGUGCGGCCGCACUUGAAGCUUUUCAGUGCCUUCACGAUAGGAAUGUUAUCUAUCGAGACUUAAAACCCGAGAAUAUGCUUCUAGAUAAGAAUGGAUAUCCAAAAUUGGUUGACUUCGGUUUCGCGAAACGGUUAGGCGCUGAGGGUCGAACGUGGACAUUUUGUGGUACAGCGGAGUAUGUGCCACCCGAAAUUAUUUUGAACAAAGGUCAUGAUAGAGCGGUUGAUCUUUGGGCGCUUGGAAUAUUCAUGUACGAGUUACUUUCCGGAGCUCCUCCGUUCAUAAAUCGUGAUCCUGUUAUAAUCUACAACGCAAUAUUAAAAGGCUUGAAAACGUGGGCAUGGCCUAGAUAUUUCACGGAGAAAGCAAUCGAUUUGAUAUUGUGUUUAUGCAAGGAAGAUCCAGGUUUACGUUUGGGUUAUGGACAUCUCGAUGACGUUCGUGCACAUCCGUGGUUCGAGGGUUUCGAUUUCGUCGAAUUUCGUGCACGAAACAUAAAACCACCAGUGUUACCAGUUAUUAAAUCUGAAGUGGAUACGAGUAAUUUCGACUCAUUUCCUGCAAUUGACUCAUUUGCUACGGGUAGCGACAAAUCGGGCUGGGAUCUUGAGUUCUGA